Messenger RNA from Phyllostomus discolor (pale spear-nosed bat), 2499 nucleotides. It is a transcript of the gene DHX32, whose product is annotated as DEAH-box helicase 32 (putative). The transcript has 11 exons. Lineage: Eukaryota; Metazoa; Chordata; Mammalia; Chiroptera; Phyllostomidae. The record is from RefSeq and is a predicted model, not a curated record. Gene Ontology annotation, molecular function: RNA binding. Gene Ontology annotation, cellular component: spliceosomal complex; intracellular anatomical structure. Bases 86 to 2344 code for a protein of 752 amino acids.
CGGGGCAGAGGACGACUGUCAGGGACCCAGGGCUGCGCCGCCACCCGGGCAGGGAUGCCCGCUGCCUGAGCCCCCCGUAGGCGAGAUGGAGGAGGAGCAGGAGCUGCCCUUCCCGGACUCGCCCUCUGAGAAGCGCUCGUGUCCCGGGUCCCUGGGCUCCAGCGAUGAUGACGACGACGACGGGGAUGCCGAGGGGCUGCUGGCCUGUGAGGACCUGGAGCUGAACCCGUUCGACGGGCUGCCGUACUCGUCGCGCUACUACAAGCUCCUGAAGGAGCGGGAGGCUCUGCCCGUGUGGACCGAGAAGUACUCCUUCAUGGAGGCGCUGCUCCAGAGCCAGGUGGUCAUCGUGUCCGGGGGCGCCAGGUGCGGCAAGAGCUCGCAGGUUCCGCAGUGGUGUGCCGAGUACUGCCUGUCCGUCCACUACGAGCACGGGGGCGUGGUGUGCACGCAGGCGCACCAGCAGACGGCCGUCCAGCUGGCCCUGCGCGUGGCGGACGAGAUGGACGUGAACAUCGGUCACGAAGUCGGCUACGUGGUCCCUUUCGAGAACUGCUGCGCCAGCGAGACGAUCCUGAGGUACUGCACCGACGGCAUGCUGCAGCGGGAGAUGAUGUCCAGCCCCUUCCUCAGCAGCUACGGGGCCGUCGUCUUGGACGACGUGCACGAGAGGAGCGUGGCCACCGACGUCCUGCUGGCACUGCUCAAAGACGUUCUGCUGGCCAGACCGGAGCUGAAGCUCGUGAUCAAUGCCUCGCCGCUCCUGGUCGGCAGGCUCGGCUCCUACUACGGAGGCGCGCCCGUCGUGGAGGUGCCGGACGGGCACCCUGUGGAGGUGGUGCACCUCGGCGGCCGGGCCCAGAGGGAGGCCCUGGAGCCUGUUCUGCGCCUUGUCUUUGAGAUCCACCGCUCUGGCGAGAAGGGUGACAUCGCGGUCUUCCUGGCCUGCGAACAGGAUAUUGAGAAAGCCUACGAGAUUGUCUGCCAAGAAGGAUCCAACCUAAACCCAGACCUCGGCGAGCUGGUGGUGGUCCCUCUGUAUCCGAAAGAGAAGUGCGCGCUGUUCAAGCCGCAGGACGACGCGGAGGCGAGAGGCCCGGCUCGCCAGAGAAAGGUGGUGCUCACCGCCAGCCCCGGGGAGGCUCUGAUCUGGGGCGGCUCCGUGAAGUUUGUGAUCGACGUGGGCGUGGAGCGGAGGAAGGUGUACAACCCCCGAAUCAGGGCGAGCUCGCGGGUCACGCGGCCCAUCAGCCGGAGCCAAGCGGAGAUCCGCAAGCAGAUCCUCAGCACCUCGCCUUCAGGAAAGCUGUUCUGUCUGUACUCGGAAGAGUUUGCCUCCAAAGACAUGCAGCCACUGAAGCCGGCGGAGAUGCAGGAAGCCAACCUCACCAGCAUGGUGCUGUUCAUGAAGAGGAUCGACAUCGCAGGCCUGGGCCACUGCGACCUCAUGGACAGACCAGCCCCGGAGAGUCUGAUGCAGGCCCUGGAGGACCUAGACUACCUGGCGGCGCUGGACAACGACGGCAACCUGUCCGAGUUCGGGAUCAUCAUGUCGGAGUUCCCGCUCGACCCCCAGCUCUCCAAGUCCAUCCUGGCGUCCUGCGAGUUCGACUGCGUGGACGAGAUGCUGACCAUCGCCGCCAUGGUCACAGCUCCCAGUUGCUUUGUGCACCCGCCGCGCGGAGCGGAGGGGGCUGCCCUGGCUUGCUGGAAGACCUUUUUACAUCCUGAAGGCGACCACUUCACCCUCAUCAACAUCUACAAGGCCUACCAAGACACAACUCUGAAUUCCACCAGCGAGCGCUGCGUGGAGCAGUGGUGCCAGGACCACUUCCUCAGCUGUGCCGCCCUCAGGGCGGCGGACGUCAUCCGGGCGGAGCUCCUGGAAAUCAUCAGGCGCAUCGAGCUUCCCUACGCGGACCCCGCCUUUGGCUCCAGGGAGAACACUGUGAACCUGAAGAGAGCGCUCCUGUCCGGGUACUUCAUGCAGAUCGCCCGGGACGUGGACGGGGCGGGGAACUACCUGAUGCUGACGCACCGGCACGUGGCGCAGCUGCACCCGCUGUCGGGGUACGCCGUCUCCCGGAGGCUGCCCGAGUGGGUCCUCUUCCACACGUUCAGCAUCUCAGAGAACAACUACAUCAGCAUCGCCUCCGAAACCUCUCCGGAGCUAUUCAUGCAGCUGGCACCACAGUACUACUUCAGUAACCUGCCUCCUAGCGAGAGUAAGGACAUCCUGCAGCAAGUAACGGGCCCCCCGUCACCCGUGUCCACCACGAAACAGGAGCAGCACGCGUGUGAGGGGUCCCCCGAAACCCCCGAACAGAGAUGCGCUGUGCAGUGACGCUCAGACUGUCCCGGUGUGGCGCGCCGGGUGGCCCACGACGCAGCGGGAGGGGGCACGUCAGGGUGUCACACCCCACGCAGGAGGUGCCUGAAAAAUCCACACUGUAUACUAUUUUCAAAUAAAAAAUAGAAGUUUUUAUUGAGCUCCUUAAA